CGCAAGUGUUACAGCUCUUUUAGAAUUUGUCUAGCAGGUUUUCUGACUCCGGUUGGAAAACCCCUCCCAAUUUUACUGGUCUACAAUGAAAGCAAAGCAGCCUCCGUCCCCUNGGUGUNAGAGGGGCUUUGNUCCUUCUCUGGUUUCCUAGGAAACGCGUGUGUGCUAGAGCCACGCUCAGAGACUUCCGCCUUGUGCGGUCCCGCUUCCUUUCUGCCUCCACUGGCCUGCAGCCGUGGGGGAGGCGGCGGACUNCAGGGUUCUCCGGAUCUCUUCUGUGUUCCCACUACUCAAGCACCGAGUGGCGUCCUAUGGCGUCCGCCUCGGCUCAGCCCGCGGCCCUGAGCGCGGAGCAGGCCAAGGUGGUCUUGGCGGAGGUGAUUCAAGCGUUCUCCGCCCCAGAGAAUGCCGUGCGCAUGGACGAGGCUAGAGACAAUGCGUGCAACGAUAUGGGCAAGAUGCUGCAAUUCGUGCUGCCCGUAGCCACACAGAUCCAACAAGAGGUUAUUAAAGCCUAUGGCUUCAGCUGCGACGGGGAAGGUGUCCUUAAGUUUGCCCGCCUGGUCAAGUCUUACGAAGCCCAGGAUCCCGAGAUUGCCAGCCUGUCAGGCAAGCUGAAGGCCCUGUUCCUGCCACCNAUGACACUGCCGCCCCAUGGGCCUGCUUCCGGAAGCAGUGUGGCCGCCUCCUGAGAUUGGUUCUCCUAUGUGUGCUGCUGCUGUGGAGGCGGCCCAUGUGUUCAGAGGAUAAUAAAUGUACUUGAGACUAAA
Molecule: messenger RNA, 770 nt
Organism: Mus caroli (Ryukyu mouse)
Lineage: Eukaryota; Metazoa; Chordata; Mammalia; Rodentia; Muridae
Gene: CUNH12orf57
Product: chromosome unknown C12orf57 homolog
Biological process (GO): post-embryonic development
Source: RefSeq, a predicted model, not a curated record